AAGUUGUUGUCUCAUUUGUCUCAUUUGUCGUUAGCGCUUAAACAAAGCAAGAGCAAUUUAAGCAAUUUAAUACAAAAGUAUUAAAAGUAUUAAAAUUCAAGCAGAGUUAGCCAGAGUUAAAUCGAGACAUACCAAAAUUUUUUUAAUUCGAUUUUUUUACGGUUUUACCUACAAUUAAUAUAUAUUAAGUUAAAAACAACAACAAGAACAACAACAACAAUAAAAUGGCAGCCCCUGCUCUUAAGGAUCUUCCAAAAGUUGCUGAAAAUCUUAAAAGUCAACUCGAGUCUUUUAACACUGACAAACUGAAGAAUGCAAAUACUCAGGAAAAAAUUAUUCUACCCACAGCAGAAGAUGUGGCUGCUGAAAAAAAUCAAAAAUCUCUUUUCGAAGGCAUCGAAUCCUUUAAUCCAUCCAAGCUAAAGCAUACUGAAACUCAGGAGAAGAAUCCGUUACCAGAUAAAGAAGCCAUUGAAAUGGAAAAGGAGAAAAAUAAUUUGAUCGCUGGUAUUGAAAAUUUUGAUGCCAAAAAACUUAAACACACUGAGACUUGUGAAAAGAAUCCAUUACCAACUAAGGAAGCCAUCGAAGAGGAGAAACGAGCUUAAUUGCGAUUCUUAUCCAACAAUAUAUACGAAAAUGUUGGUCACUAAACAACACAACUUAAUAACAUAAAAAAGAAAAAUAAUAUUUAAAAAAAAAAAAUAAAAAAUAAAUAAAAAGAAAAAAAUAAAAAUAAAAAAGAAAUUAAAAAGCGGUAAAUAACGCCAGUUAUCCUUGGUCGUCUUUUUAAAAUGAAAAAAAGCAUUUAAUUGUAGUGAAAAGUCAAAA
Glossina fuscipes is the source of this 831-nucleotide messenger RNA. RefSeq names its product thymosin beta (gene cib). Lineage: Eukaryota; Metazoa; Arthropoda; Insecta; Diptera; Glossinidae. Bases 225 to 608 code for a protein of 127 amino acids. Gene Ontology annotation, biological process: actin filament organization. The transcript has 4 exons. Gene Ontology annotation, cellular component: cytosol. Gene Ontology annotation, molecular function: actin monomer binding. The record is from RefSeq and is a predicted model, not a curated record.